Messenger RNA from Dipodomys ordii (Ord's kangaroo rat), 1230 nucleotides. It is a transcript of the gene Tmem97, whose product is annotated as transmembrane protein 97. Bases 85 to 615 code for a protein of 176 amino acids. Lineage: Eukaryota; Metazoa; Chordata; Mammalia; Rodentia; Heteromyidae. Gene Ontology annotation, cellular component: endoplasmic reticulum. The transcript has 3 exons. The record is from RefSeq and is a predicted model, not a curated record.
CCGACGUGCGGCGCGCAUUAUCUCCUUUCGUCCGGAGCUACAGUCCUGCGCGGCUUCGCCUCUUAGUCGCCCAGUCUCCGGAAGAUGGGGGUCGUCGUCCCCAGACGCUGCCUGGAGUGUCUGCUCGGCCUCUACUUCCUCUCCCACAUCCCCAUCACGCUGUUCGUGGACCUGCAGGCGCUGCUGCCGCCGGAGCUCUACCCGGCCGAGCUUAGAAACUUGAUGAUCUGGUAUUAUAAAGAGUUCAAAGAUCCCCUGAUGCAGGAGCCCCCAGUGUGGUUCAAGUCCUUCAUAUUUUGUGAGCUUCUGUUUCAGCUGCCUUUCUUCCCCAUCGCAACGUAUGCCUUUUUCAAAGGAAGCUGCAGGUGGAUCCGCACCCCUGCGAUCAUCUACUCAGUUCACACUAUGACAACUUUAAUUCCAAUUUUAUUCUCACUUCUAUUUGAGGAAUUUUCCAAAGCCAGUGGUUUCAAAGGACUGAGACCUGAGACCUUCCGUGAACGACUGACCCUUGUAUGCCUCUAUGCCCCCUACUUAAUCAUCCCUCUCCUCCUGCUGCUUUUCAUGUUGCGGAAUCCCUACUACAAGUAUGAAGAGAAGAAAAAGAAAAAGUGAGGGGAACAUCUCUUGGCCCCAGAGGGGAGAUGUCCUUUGGACCCAGUGAAGGAAAAACUGCUCUGAACCCAUGUCUUCAGCCUCACACAAGCACAAGAUGAUGGCAGGAGCCACAUAAAAUCUUCAUCUUCCCAGGGCAACAGGGUGAUCAGACCCAUCCGCAGGGUUUGGAGUAAGGGAGCCAGUGAUAGGAAUGUGGUGCCAAAUGCCUACAUUACCUUACAGGAGACCAGAAACUGGGUAAGCAUGGCCUGCUUGCUAUGUUCUGUGGCUCUUGUCACAUGACCAGAAUAUACACACCCACUAAGCCCAUAUCACUGGCUUAAAGAAUGAAUAGAAUGUUUCACUUUAAAAUCAAAUUAUGCCUCUUUUAAUACCCAUAAAGAACUUGUUCUUGCCAGUACCUGUACCCCUGGGAGAAAAAAAUAUUACACAAACAGUUUGAAAUUUGCUUCUAAAACAGUCAUCCCAAGAGACCUUUUUCAGGGAGGGGGGUGAGGAAAUGACUGGGGUUUGAACUCAGGGCUGCAUGCUUGUUAAACAGAUACUCUUAUCACUUGAUCUGUGUCCCCAACAACUUUCAGUCACUGUCUUUUCCCAAAUCUCUGUCUUGCA